UUCCUCUUUCUUCACAUCUUUGCGCCGUCCUCCCUCCUCUUUCAAUCUUGCCUCCCCUUCACAUUCUCCCCCGUUCCUCCCUUCUCUCCCCCUCUCUCUUUCUCUCCCGUCUUCCUUCUCCUCUUAAAGGAUUUGAGCAGCCGGGUGGCGUGGAGCUCGGCGGCAGGGGAUUAGAAGGGGCUGCGUCCAGAGCCCGAGAGAGAUUUCCCCCGCCCCAUCGCCCGCUCCUCCGCUCGUGUGCCGGCGCUUCGGUCGUGAACGCGUUUUUUUGGAAAGAAGAAGGAGGAUCUGAACGCCCCAGCCCUUCACCUCCAGCGAGAACCCUGACUCAGAUCCGCGCAGAUCCCUCCCUCGGCUUGGGGAAAAAAAAAAGGGAAGAGAAAAAAGCGAGGCGGCUGAAAAAUCCCCUCCAUUCCGGGCCACCGGGACCGGCUGGAGCCAGGCGAGCUUCCCCCAGCCAUGGACCAAGCGAAGGAUCUAGUUUCUCGCCUGCCUCGGGCUUCCAAGAUCCAGCUGGCUUGAAAGCGUACGUACAGGGAUCCAUUGCUUUGCUUCCUGAUUCGAAGGAUCAGGGAAUUCCUGGCGGACCGGAGGGAUCGAGAAGCCGUGGCUUCAACUGGGGCUCCUCUUAGAUGGUGUGGCAAUCCUCCUGGUCGCCAUCUGCUCAGCCUCCAGAUUCCUUCUGGGUUCCUCUGGAUCCGUGAAGCAUUCCGUGAGAGGCGGGAAGUGGAGGGAAAGAAAGGGUCUUUGGAUCUCCGUCGCCUGGAUGUACACGCGUGGCUCCCUUUCUCACAUACAUAUCCGUUCAGUCUUAAUUCUCGGGAAGAGCACGUCCCCUGCUCAUCAAAGAUUUUUUUUCUUAUUCUGGAUCGCUUUUGGAUAGCUGGGAAUUGCGGGACACACCACCGUUGUAAAAAGAUUAUUUUAAGGCUUCUUUUCCAAAUUCUUGGGCAUUUCAGUUCUUGGAAAUCUCUGGAUGUACGGAAUUCUUUUUGAGGGAAAAUUACCAAGCAGCGAGCGUUAUUCUUUUGGGCUCCUAGAUUCUAAGUGUACAGUGAUCUGCCCCAUUCUCUGGUUGGAUGUCUCGGCUUUUAACUUAGUCCAAAACGUAAAAGUUGGAUUGUGGUACCAGAACCCACUAGUGUUGCCAACUUUUCCAUCCCAGUUGUUUUUGUAGGCUUUUGAACUGCUGGAAUUAUCUGAAAUUCUGAAGCUCGGAUUCUGAUCUUCCUCCUGUUUCCUGCUACUUCACUCCUCCAGUAAAGAUGUCUUCAACUCCACCACUGCCAGAAUGGAAACUCCAGUUACUGGAGCGUCGGCGAAAGGAGGAAGAGGAGGCUCGUCGGCGGGAACAGGAACAGCAAGACCGCAUGGCUAAGAUGCCAGCUUGGAAACGGGAGAUCAUUGAACGACGCCGGGCCAAACAAGGCACCAGCACUUCUUUUUCUGAACCAAGCGGACCAGGAGAAACUGAGAGUGGGGCAGCCUCUGUGCCUGCUGCAAUGUCAUCCUAUCAAGAGGGGGAGCCAGAGAGUUCUGUGCUGCAGGAGAAGAUUGGCCCAGUCCACCAAAACCCUUUCAUUCAGCUGGAGAAGCGUCGCCAUCAGGAGUCUGUCCCUUCAGAAAGUGAACUCGCUAAUGCCAAAGCCAAGCAAAUAGUGGAUCUGUGCGGGCAGAUUCCAGGCGUCCGCACCCUGCGGGCAGACAAUGUCAUCAUCAUUGAAACGGCCCCUGGGAUGCCACCAGCCCAGCUGGCUAGCGACCGGCACCCAGGAGAAGCCAAAUCAGGCAGCAUGGAGUCCCUCAACGAGCUGUUGGCACGCCGUGGGGGCAGCGUGACCGAGAUCCGUGCAGGUGAGGUCUUCAUCGUCAAGUCGGCUUUGAGCCGCAGCGUGGAGGAUCUCAAUGCAGUAGGCCGAGCUGAGCACCGGGCCUCGCUGCCGGAGCAGCGCCGAGGGCGGGUGAGCAAACUGCUCAGUCGGUUCAGCCAGGAGGACGGCGGAGGGGUGGUGCCGUCACCCCCGGUGAAGUCCCUCAGCACUGAGAAUUUAACAGAAGGCACCUUUGGAGGAAAGAAGCCAGCCCAUUCUCCAGCAGACCCCAGCCCAACUCGGCCGCACUGUGUCAACAGCGUCCCUGGCCCUCCCGGUGACCUUCCGGGGCUGACAUCUCCAGGGCCUUGCACUGUGGCAUCUUACCGAAGCCAGUUUGAAGCUAAAUCAGGCAGUGGGGAGGGCUGGCCAGAGAGUCCUCCGAGGCGCUCGCCAACCGGAAGAAGAUGGGGAAGGGAGGCUACAUCUCCAGACAGAGGGCCCAGGGCAGAGAGCAGCGAUUCGGAGGCAGCCGUGGAACCCCACCCAGCUGAGGACGAUGUCCAGGGCAAAGCCUUGGCCAACCUGCGCCUCCACUCCCGGAACUCCUUUAUGGUUGUGCCACUGCGGGCUUCGGCCUCCCCUCCCCCAGAACCCAAACAGGAAGCCAGCCCUUCCCCUCCUUCAGUCAAGCCCCCAGUCCCCACUUCCUGCUCUUCACCCAGCUGUGAACAACUUCUCCCGGAUGCCGAGGAGCCGCCCGAGGCUGAGGCCAUGAGACGCAGCAGCAACAGCAAAGUUAAGGAGGAUGUCAGGAUGGGAAGCUUGGUCCGGGCCUCAUCCCCCCAUCCAGCAAUGCAGCGUCGCAGUGGCAACACCAUCACUAUCAAUCCUCGGAAGUCCCCAGUGUCAUCUGUCGUGGCAGUGGAGAAUGGCAUUGAGAGCACUCCGCCAGUAGCCACAGUGCCCAUGAAGAAGCGCUACCCCACAGUGGAGGAGAUCCAGGUGAUCGGGGGCUACCUCUCCCUGCAGAGAUCGUGUCUUGCAAAGAAUGACCGACAUCGGAAAAAGCUUAAGAUUUCAUUCAGUGAAAACCAGCUGGAGAGGACUUUCCAAUACCCAUCAGAGAGUUCCCUACUGGAGGAGUUUGGGCCCCCAGAAGAGUCAGAGCCUUUGGUUAGCACAAAUCCCCCCGGUGAUGAGGAAGAAGAAGAAGAAGAGUUGCUGCUACUUCAUCGUGGCCUCCCUGGCCUGCUCAGGACCAAACCACUUAUUGUGGAUGAGUCCUGUCGGCGAUAGCUUAUCGUCCUUCUUUCCCUGUGCAGGAAAAGGUGGAAUCUAUUUCAAGAUUUACGCCGUGUUCCAAAUCCUUUGGCUGGACCUUGAAUCUCUUUCUGUCUUCCAGUGACUGACACAUCAAGGAAAAGAAAUGGGGACCAAUAAAGACCGAUCAACCUUUUCCCACAGCUUUGAAUAGGUUUCUUCUUCCAGGAGUUACACAGAAUCUGCACCCUUGAUUUGGCUCUUUCCUUCCUUCUGCGUUGACCCUGAAAACAGGACCUCAUCGCUUAGGAAAAACUACCCCACAUCUAGACAGCUCCAAAUGGUGUGAAACGCGGCUCAGUCUAGAGGGGAAUCUCAACCAAUGCUUUUCCUGCCACUCCUGUCCUCCAAUAAGGAGCCUGUGGACUUGUUUUAAAGCUGUUGAUGAGGAAAGAACGUUGAACCUUCAGACACCAAGGGCUAAUGUUAUUGACCUAUUUUACUUCCUACCGUCAACCACACAGCAUUUGAAACCUUCAGCUCUGGGCUGGGGGACAUUGAUGUAACUUUGUCUGGUUGUUGUUUUUUUGCUUUUUUGAUAAAGUGUCUUGUCUGUUAGGAUGUUUAAAGGAAAACAAGCAAAGCACCAUUUUGACAAGCUGCCAUGUGGGCUUAGGGAGACCGGGAAAGGUUGGCACACUGCUUAUCAGUAUUUGGGGGGGAGGGGGGCCAUUCAAGAGAAGGGCACUUCAACAUAGCAUGGCUCUAGGUGUGAGUAAUAUGGCAUGUAACUGGGCAAUGGGGACGAGCCUCUCUCUGUUUUAAAACAAGAGCACUUAGUAAGGCAUGGAAUUGAGCAAUUAGGGAAAGGCUAUCUCUGCAUGGGGGCAGAGACCGUUGUUCUUUGUGGGGGCAUUUUGUGUUUUCUCUCUCUUGAGUUCAAGCUGAGGUGGUCUUGUCGGACUGCCAGGCUGGAGUACGGAAGCGGAACAAGUGGGGCAUGGAACAAAGCAGAAUCGGGAGAAAAGUACAGCUUCCAGUUUUAGUCGUAUCCAUUUCCUGUUUAGGAUUCACAACUCAUAUGGACUUAGAUGGGUGGAUGUGAAGUGAACAGACCCUUGAAUGUUAGAAAAUGAAGUGAUACUUUCAGGGGCGGCCACAGGGGAGGGUCAAAAACUGUGCACAGUUGCACAGUUGUGGCUGCCAAACUGACUUUUUUCACCCACCCACCCCAGAUGCCUCUGGAUUCUUUGGCCAAAUAAUGUAUUAUUACUAGUAGCAAUAAUACUAGUAAUAUUAUUUUACAAUCCAUUUUGAUGAGUUCUUGCCAAUCCGCACUGUAUGGUAUUUUUAAUAGGAUAAAGUCUUAACUUAGUUAAGAUUAAGGAAAGCAAGGUUAUGGUACAUUUGUUUGAAGAUGUUAACCUGGCUUCCUCUGUGGACUGUCUGAACAUCUGAGCACUAUUGCUCAGCUUGCAUGGCUUAAUAAAGACAUGCUCAUUUUGAUGGGAAGAAGGAGAAGGAGCUAUAGCUUCUGGGUCUCAGGAUGAUCUUCCAGCUUGGGGACUGAGGCAGAGAGCAAAUAAUUUGUAGUGCUGAUAAUAAAAAAGGAGGAGGUGGGAUGACUCAGGGAAGCGGAGGGCCAGUGAGGUGGUCUCGUCCAAGCCCUCCCCACUACCCCAUCCCACAACCCUGUUACUAUCUCAGGGCUGUAAUAUUCCACAAUUCCAGUUUUUGGAACAAAAAGUAUAAUUCCUUUAUCAUCCUGGCUGAAAGUUUGACAUUAAGAUGGAAGUGUCCAAAUCAAAUUGAAAUUGUUUCUAAAUUAUCCCUCCUUCUCCAACUGUGAAGCUUGGUUGACUUGCUCAAUUAAAUGAUUCAAAGAAUGGCGCAACUCAUCAAUGGAAAAAGAAUGCAGACUGAGAGAAAGUUGAUGAAUGUAUGGGAGGAGAAAGGUGAGACUUUAGGGAUAGAGUGAUACAAAAACUGUGGAGUGAAGAAGUAAAAGUUUGAAUGGAAGGUGCAGAAGAGAAAAUUACAUUUCUUCUCUCUCCCUUCAUUACUAAUUUAUCUUGUCAUCUGUGCACCCUUUUUAUUAUCAUUUCCCCUUUUAUUUUGCACUGCCGGAACAGCCGAGCAUAGAGCCCAUGAAUAAGUGAGUGAGUGACUGAAAUACUGCAGACAUCUAUUUCUUUGACAGGUGUGUGAUGAGGUCUGCAAAGAACAGUGUAUGUAAAAUGAGGGCUGAAGAAGCUGUGUCCAGCCAUUUCCAUCAGUGGUUUUUUUUUACAUAUAAUAAUUAUUAUUAACAAUAAACCAGAAUGAUGU
Python bivittatus (Burmese python) is the source of this 5402-nucleotide messenger RNA. RefSeq names its product protein phosphatase 1 regulatory subunit 18 (gene PPP1R18). Gene Ontology annotation, molecular function: phosphatase binding. NCBI's taxonomy places the organism in Eukaryota, Metazoa, Chordata, Lepidosauria, Squamata, Pythonidae. The record is from RefSeq and is a predicted model, not a curated record.